Messenger RNA from Charadrius vociferus (killdeer), 2079 nucleotides. RefSeq names its product collagen, type VIII, alpha 1 (gene COL8A1). Lineage: Eukaryota; Metazoa; Chordata; Aves; Charadriiformes; Charadriidae. Gene Ontology annotation, molecular function: protein binding. The record is from RefSeq and is a predicted model, not a curated record. The transcript is spliced from 3 exons. Bases 1 to 1638 code for a protein of 545 amino acids.
AUGGCCGUGUUGCUCAUCCCUGUGCAGCUGCUGGCAGUGGCUGUCACCAUUUACCUAGAGCUGGUGAGGUCUACUCAAGGAGGUGUCUACUAUGGGAUCAAGCAGCUACCACCCCAGGUGCCCCAGUACCAACCCCUCGGACAACAAGUACCUCACAUGCCGCUGGGCAAAGAAGGCAUCCCGAUGCAGCACAUGGGAAAGGAGAUGCCCCACAUGCAGUACGGGAAAGCGUACCCCCAUCUGCCUCAGUACAUGAAGGAGGUCCCGCAGAUGCCUCUGCUCGGCAAGGACAUGGCUCCUAAGAAAGAGAAAGAAAUGCCCAUGCGCAGUCUGAGGGGUGAGCAAGGUCCCCCCGGUGAGCCUGGACCAAGAGGGCCACCAGGGCCACCAGGAUUACCAGGUCACGGUGUGCCAGGAGCCAAAGGAAAACCAGGCCCGCAAGGAUAUCCAGGAAUUGGGAAGCCGGGUUUGCCGGGGAUGCCGGGGAAACCAGGUGUCAUGGGGCCCCCGGGGCCGAGAGGGGAGAUGGGGCCAAAGGGGGAGAUUGGGCCCAUGGGGAUACCUGGGCCUCAAGGACCGCCGGGGCCUCACGGCCUUCCUGGCAUAGGCAAAGCAGGUGCUCCAGGGCUGCAGGGACAGCCGGGACCGAAGGGCGAGCCUGGGAUGAAGGGUCCCCCGGGAGCCCCCGGGAUCCCAGGGCCAAAAGGGGAGAAGGGCGUUGGGAUCCCGGGUUUGCCGGGGCUGAAGGGUCCGCCUGGGCUGCCCGGUCCCCCUGGCCCCGUGGGGCUGCCGGGGGUCGGCAAGCCGGGCAUGGUCGGCUUCCCCGGCCCGCAGGGACCCCUGGGCAAACCCGGACCCCCAGGAGAACUGGGGCUGCAGGGACCCCCGGGGGCCCCCGGGAUCCAAGGCCCUCCCGGCCUGCCCGGCGUUGGCAAACCAGGCCAGGACGGCGUCCCAGGCCAGCCAGGCUUCCCGGGUGGCAAAGGGGAGCAAGGCCUGCCAGGCUUACCCGGCGCCGCGGGGCUGCAGGGACCCCCGGGGAAACCUGGGGCGCUCGGUCCCCCUGGACAGCCAGGACUUCAGGGGCCGCCCGGCCCACCCGGGCCCCCAGGUCCCCCGGUCAUCAUCCCACCCACUCCGCCGGCCGUGGGACAGUACCUGCCCGAGGUGGGGCCAAUAGACGGCGUCAAGCCCCCCUACGGCUACAAGGGCAAGAAAGGCAAGGCUGGCGGCGCCGUCUACGAGAUGCCCGCAUUCACGGCGGAGCUUCUCACCCCCUUCCCCCGGGUCGGGGUGCCCGUGAAGUUCGACAAACUCCUCUACAACGGCCGGCAGAACUACAACCCCCAGACAGGGAUCUUCACCUGCGAGAUCCCUGGCGUCUACUACUUCGCCUACCACGUCCACUGUAAAGGGGCCAGCGUCUGGGUGGCGUUGUUCAAGAACAACGAGCCACUGAUGUACACCUACGACGAGUACAAGAAGGGCUUCCUGGACCAGGCUUCGGGCAGCGCCGUCGUCCAGCUGAUGCCCGGAGACAAGGUUUACGUUCAAAUGCCAUCCGAGCAGGCGGCAGGACUCUAUGCCGGGCAGUACGUUCAUUCAUCUUUUUCAGGAUAUUUAUUGUAUCCCAUGUAAAACAAAAACCAGACACACACACACACACACACAAAAUCAAAACCUUUCUUCUCUGCUUCAAACUUUUAUACCAUGAAAGAUGCAUUUUAUGACCAUUUCAGACCAUCUUGUACAAAAAUAAAUAAAUAAAUACAAAGUUUAACAUUAUGCACAGCUAGUUAUAAAAAAAAAAGGUGUGGUGAACAUAUCUAAAGAUGUGUAUCAGGUUCAUAAACAGAUGUUUUGCACCCAAGGGGGACAUAUUAGCUGUACAUUAUAUAUUUCUGUGAUGCCAUGCUUACUUCAUUUCGUUCACAAUAAUUCAGUACUAAGGUUCAAAUCAGUGUACGUCACUCACUCCUGUUGCAUUGAUCAUAGUUAGGAGGUCAAAAACAGUGACUUAAACCAGAGCAGGUCAGUCUCAAAGUACAUGAAAAAAAUUGAGUGGCUUUUUAUUUGUUU